Molecule: messenger RNA, 1100 nt
Organism: Anolis carolinensis (green anole)
Lineage: Eukaryota; Metazoa; Chordata; Lepidosauria; Squamata; Anolidae
Product: histone H2A, sperm
Exons: 2
Coding region: 426-911 (161 amino acids)
Biological process (GO): heterochromatin formation
Cellular component (GO): chromatin; nucleosome
Molecular function (GO): structural constituent of chromatin; protein heterodimerization activity; DNA binding
Source: RefSeq, a predicted model, not a curated record
CCUGAGGCUGUUAGGAAUGGUGGAAGUUGAAGUCCAAAACACCUGGAGGGCCCAAGCUGGCCCAUGCCUGGUGUAGACACACCCCUUACUGGUUUGCCACCCAGCUAUUAGUCCGGGCUGAACCCUACUAAACUUCCAAGAUCAGCCAGGAUCUGGUCUAGCUCUGCCUUACAGCACUGCUUCCGAAACCCUUUGAGCCUGUGAAAUUUUUACUUGACCCCGGGUAUAUAGGUACAUAACAUAGGUAUAACAACCAAAGAUUUCCUGAUAACAAAUGGGCAUUUUUCCAGGCUUGCUAAAUAGGCUGAUUUUUCAUUUUAUGGAAUACAGCUGAAGCAUCUUCUACAGAGUCUGCUAUAAAUGCAAGUGAGGUGUAUUUGAGAGGAAGAAACUGGCAAAUCCACCUCUUGCCUUUAAGAAAGCUCAUGGAAUCACCACGAGGCAGCAGGUGUUUGGAAAGCACAUGCAUAUGUAACAACAACAACUUAUGGGCUAUAAUGUCUGUACGGGGCAAGAAGCCUGCAAAGCCUGCUUUUACUCUGCACGAAAACAGGAGUGUCAAAGCUGGCCUGGUGUUCCCAGUGGGACGCAUCAGACGGUACUUGAAGGUGGGUCACUAUGCUCACCGAGUAAGCCCUGGAGCUGCAGUAUUUCUUGCAGGUGUGUUGCAAUAUCUGGCUUUAGAGAUGGUGGAACUGUCAGGCAUCACUGCUCAUGCAAACAAGAAGCAGCGGAUUUUGCCACAACACAUCCAACUGGCGGUGAAGAAUGACCCAGAACUAGACCAGUUAUUUAACGGUGUGACCAUUGCUGAAGGAGGAGUUCUGCCGCAUAUCCAUGCCCAGCUUCUCCCUAAGAAGACUAUGAGGAAGAAAGUGGUUGCCGAAGAUACUUGGUCUCAGGAAUUCUAAAGCCUGCUAAAAUCUUACUAUCUCACAGGCAUGAACUUGGAUAAUAUUUGUAAGCAUCAUAGCUUUGGGCUAUAUGCGCAGCAACAAUCUGUGUGCUUUCUAAUGUAAAAUAACACAAUACCUUUAUGUACUGUAAAAUAAUUUCCAUUAUUUUUACAUGUUAAAAUAAAAAGCAAAUUUUCUAGUGUA